Molecule: messenger RNA, 1467 nt
Organism: Oppia nitens
Lineage: Eukaryota; Metazoa; Arthropoda; Arachnida; Sarcoptiformes; Oppiidae
Product: glutamate-gated chloride channel-like
Exons: 8
Coding region: 20-1375 (451 amino acids)
Biological process (GO): chemical synaptic transmission; chloride transmembrane transport; nervous system process
Cellular component (GO): synapse; neuron projection; membrane
Molecular function (GO): neurotransmitter receptor activity; chloride channel activity; extracellular ligand-gated monoatomic ion channel activity
Source: RefSeq, a predicted model, not a curated record
ACAACAAAAAUAAAUAAUUAUGACAAACUAUUGGACAACCCUAAAAAUAUGGCUAUCCAUAGUUAGCCUAUUUUUACUAUUUAUACAAUUAAGAGUUUCGGGAAAAGGGACGGCCAACUUUCGGGCCAUAGAAAAGCGUAUAUUGGACUCGAUUAUCGGCGACGGCCGCUACGAUUCCCGUAUACGACCGUCCGGUGUCAAUGCCAGCCAGGGUCAGGAUGGACCGGCACUGGUAUCAAUUAACAUUUAUGUUAGAAGUAUAUCAAGCAUUGAUGAUGUUACCAUGGAAUACUCAUGUCAGGUAACAUUCCGUGAACAGUGGAACGACAAUCGGCUACAGUUUGACGACAUGCAGGGAAAGAUCCAGUACCUGGUACUGACCGAUCCGAACCGUAUAUGGAAACCCGACCUAUUUUUUAGUAACGAAAAAAAGGGACACUUUCACGAAAUAAUUAUGCCAAACGUAUUGCUCCGUAUCUAUCCAAAUGGAAACGUACUGUUUUCCAUACGUAUCUCAUUGGUACUUUCCUGUCCAAUGGACCUGAAAUACUAUCCACUGGAUAGGCAAACGUGUUCAAUACAAAUGGCCAGUUAUGGCUAUACCACCGAUGAUCUAGUAUUUAUGUGGAAAGAGGGUGAUCCAGUACAGGUGACCAAGAGUCUUAAUUUGCCACGUUUUACACUACAAAAAUACUUGACCAACUACUGUACCAGUCGGACAAACACAGGUGAAUACAGUUGUCUGAAAGUGGAUCUACUAUUCAAGCGUGAGUUCAGCUACUAUCUGAUCCAGAUAUACAUACCGUGUGCCAUGCUCAUAUUUGUGUCAUGGGUGUCCUUUUGGUUGGACCCGAACGCUACGGUAGCCCGGGUAUCGCUGGGUGUUACCACACUGUUGUCUAUGGCUACCCAAAUAUCGGGUAUCAAUGCCUCUCAGCCGCCCGUUUCCUAUACAAAAGCCAUCGAUGUCUGGACAGGGGUGUGUCUGACAUUUGUUUUCGGUGCACUGUUGGAGUUUGCACUGGUCAACUAUGCCUCCCGGAGCGAUGUACACCAGGCAGCAGCCAAACAGCAACAACAGGUUGCCCAGCGUCAGGCCAAAUGGAAUAUCGAACAUUCGACUAUGGAAGCCGGCGGUAAUGGAGAUGAGACCACAUAUGGAUUGAGAGGUGACGGCUACCGGAGCUGCGAAAUACACGCCAAACCAAACAAACGCAAAAACUGGUGCAAACGAUGGCUGUCCAAAUUUCCUACCCGUUCCAAACGUAUCGAUGUUAUAUCUAGAAUAUUCUUUCCAUUUAUGUUUGCACUGUUCAAUCUGGUCUACUGGACCACCUACCUGUUCCGCGAUGAUCUACAUAUGCCACUCAAAUAAGCCACUGAUGAUAAUGAUGAUGGUUGGAAACGGUAGGUUUUUAUUUGGAUGGGUGGGUGGAUCAAUGGGUUUGAAUUUAUUAAGGGGGACGG